Molecule: messenger RNA, 1118 nt
Organism: Orbicella faveolata
Lineage: Eukaryota; Metazoa; Cnidaria; Anthozoa; Scleractinia; Merulinidae
Product: spermatogenesis-defective protein 39 homolog
Biological process (GO): vacuolar transport; intracellular protein transport
Cellular component (GO): cytoplasm
Source: RefSeq, a predicted model, not a curated record
CAGAGAGUUGCCUGGAGAGGGGCAAACUCGUUCCCAGGGUCCUUUCUCUGCCUCGAGAGCCUGAGACCCUGGAAACAAGGCUGGAUAGGGGAUGUUUACCUUUGCAUGCUAUCUAGGUUCGUGCCGUCUCAAAUUGUGUGGUUCUCACGGGGAAAACAUGUGGAUUUCUUUCUUACGUUGACGGUUAACAUUUGCCGGCGAAUUCGGGGAAAACUCCUAUGCCCAGUAAAUACUUUCUUGUAUGCUUUGACGAAGUACAUGUAUUAGGCGAGACUAGAGCAGUUUUUAUUUGAGUGUCGAAACGCGCUCUACCCCAACUAAACCGCCGCCUACGCAGGCUAAAAACUAUUACAGGUGAAAUAAUUAUUUCUUUCAACUUUUUUUCAUUGAUUUUCAGAUCUGUGGGUAAAUUAGAGGAAGCCGCGAUGCUUCAAUUUAAUCAAGCUAUAAAAACAAAAGAUCCUGGUGUAAGAUUAACGAAACUUAAAUAUAUUCUCAGGCAUUAUUUUGAAGGUUAUCCACAACUAGCGGAGCAAACAACUUACCUAGCGGAGUACAUCGACUUACUAGAACAGCAAAUAAACAUUGAGGACGCGGACAGCCGAGCUGAACUGGAGAAGAAAAAUCACGUGAUGGUUGCUCACCCGAGACAAGCGUCGUUACCAUUAAACUCUGUGAUUGUUACCUUGUAUUACUGCUGUCGGUAUCAUUUUGGAGAGCCAGAGAGUGUUGAAAGCAGUCCAUUGGCUAUUCGUGCUAAGUUUAAGGUACGUGUACAUAAAAAUAAUUGAGCCUUUCAAGGAUGUUUAUACUAAUAGAAAAAUUAAUGGGAGAAGACCAAAUGACGAAGGAUUACGACGAAGCGAUGUUUCGUUUCUGUGUAGCGUGCUGGUGGUGGUUUCACCUGGUGCUUUCAACGAGCACGUGCGCGACGAACGCGCGUGGCUAAGUCAGGCCGUGAGGCAAGUGCGUGUCGAACGCUCGUGGAAGCGCGUGUGGCGAGCUCGUGAAGUAUAAGCAGAGCGAGGAAAAGAAGAAAGAAUUUUCUUCACUACCAGUCUCGACCUUGACGUUUGUUUACAACGAAUCUUGAGGGACACUCCUUGCAGCUACCUGCC